AUGGGUGACGCAGAGAUCAAGGCAUCCUCAUGGAGACUGGUGGAGGUCGGUCGCGUCUGUCUCAUCCACGGCGGACCAUCCGACGGAAAGCUUGCAACAAUUGUUGAGAUCAUCGACCACAAGCGAGCACUCGUUGACGGCCCAGCAACCGACACCAAGAUCGCAGUUCCCCGUCAAUCAAUCGCUCUCGCACAACUUAUCCUCACACCACUGGUUCUCGAGAAACUACCUCGAGCUGCCCGAACUGGCGUUGUUGCGGCUGCAUGGAAGAAGGCUGAUAUCGAGGCAAAGUGGCAGGAGAGUGCUUGGGCGAAGAAGCGCACACAAAAGGAGCGGAGACGAGCAUUGACCGAUUUCGAGCGAUUCAAGGUUAUGCGAUUGAAGAAGCAGGCACGUUUCGAGGUCCGAAAGUCGUUGGCUAAGGUUAAGGCAUCUGCGUAA
Messenger RNA from Glarea lozoyensis ATCC 20868, 441 nucleotides. RefSeq names its product 60S ribosomal protein L14. Gene Ontology annotation, molecular function: structural constituent of ribosome; RNA binding. Gene Ontology annotation, cellular component: ribosome; cytosolic large ribosomal subunit. NCBI's taxonomy places the organism in Eukaryota, Fungi, Ascomycota, Leotiomycetes, Helotiales, Helotiaceae. Gene Ontology annotation, biological process: ribosomal large subunit biogenesis; translation. The record is from RefSeq and is a predicted model, not a curated record. The transcript is spliced from 2 exons. The coding region runs from base 1 to 441 and encodes 146 amino acids.